AUCUCAACGCACAGCAAUGCAUAUAUAGAAUAUACCGCGAUACGCGGUUUGGAGGGUUGCCUUAUAAGGAAUACUUUGCUGCUCUAUUGGCACCUUCGAUCAAUCCGAGGAAGUCCAUCCGCAGCUGCUACUAUUUACAAAUUCAACCCGGAGGUCACUCAGUGGUGGGCGGAGGCCUGUACAACCCCGUCGCGAAAGAGUUGAAGGCCGUUCGCACAGCCCUGUUAGCAGACAGUGCCGCAGAUGAGCUCAGAGGAGUGCUUAAGAGCCCGCGCUUUAAGAAGUUAUUUGGGGAGGGUCUGGAAAAUAACGAUAAAAGUAGAUUGAAAUCGACACCCCGAGGAUACUCCGUCGACAUGGCAAACAUCGACCUAAUAAGAUACAAGAGCUUUACAGUGUUUGCAAAGAUUGACGAUUCCUAUUUAGGUACGCCGAAGCUAAUGACAAGGAUCGUUGAGCUCUUGACCGCGCUCCAUCCAUUCAAUGUCGCUUUAGAUCGACUUGCUGGGCUGCUCUAGUACAGUCCAGAUUUCAGGCCAAUUAAACAUGACACACUCACAUACACACAUCGGACCUGACCCGGUUGUAAUACGGUUUAGGGUUUAGGGGUGUGC
Sphaeroforma arctica JP610 is the source of this 614-nucleotide messenger RNA. RefSeq lists its product as hypothetical. The record is from RefSeq and is a predicted model, not a curated record. The transcript is spliced from 4 exons. Lineage: Eukaryota; Ichthyosporea; Ichthyophonida. The annotation marks the transcript as partial.